Molecule: messenger RNA, 3333 nt
Organism: Caenorhabditis remanei
Lineage: Eukaryota; Metazoa; Nematoda; Chromadorea; Rhabditida; Rhabditidae
Exons: 11
Coding region: 1-3333 (1110 amino acids)
Source: RefSeq, a predicted model, not a curated record
AUGUUGUGGAAUCGGACCCGCGAGCGAAUUUUGCUGCUAUUGUUGUUGAUCGGAAUUGGGCUGUGUGCAAGAGGAGAAGAAAACAUCGGUGAAGAAAGCAGCCCUACUGAAACAACUAAAACAAAUUGCUCCUGGCUCUCCGAUCCUUUCAACGUUACCGAUAAGACUGGAAAAGUGACAUUUGCAUACAAUGGAUCGUGCUGCUCAAAUGUUGCUGCAGAAAUGUUAGAAAACAGUUCUUACCAAAAAGAAAUUGAAAGUAAUCAAAACUUGUUGGAACGAAUGACUGAAUAUAACUUGUCAAAAGAUAAAAUAAUUAACACUAUUAUUGAUGCGAAGCAGAGUGCACUGGUCAAACUAUUGUACUGCAUUGAAGACGCCUGCCCUGCAAUGGAUCUAGUUUGGGAUAACUGCUCAGAAACUACUACUUCCUCCUCUACCACAGAAACAACGACAAGUCCAGUUACGACCACAAAAAAAUUGGAGUGUUAUUGGCUUGAUGAGCCUUUCAUUAGUUAUUACCCAGUGGGACCAGACAGCAUGGUAAAUGUAAUUUAUACUGGUGGUUGUUGUACUGAAACGGCGAAAUCAGCAUUGGAAAAUGGUCUUCCGGAUCAUUUACACCUGGAAUCUUACCAGGAAGACUAUAAAGCAGAAGCACUGUAUAAUUACUUGUUUUGCAUCCAAGACGCAUGUCCUUACAUGACCCCAAUAUGGACCAAUUGCUCAGAACUGACAACAACGACAACAAAAGCUCAAACGACACCGACAACAACCGAAUCGACAACAGUCACAUCUGAAGUAACGACUACAAAGAAGAACCGAGAAGAACCUGUGAAGGACCUAUCGGAAAACACUACAACCACAUCUACAUCGACGACCAGUGAAGCGGAAACCUCGACGGAGAAGAAGAUGACACAGAAGACUGAAAAUAAUGGAGGCCCUUCUAAUGACAAUGAGCUGACAACAAAAUCGACUACCUUGGAAUCAACUACUGAUAAGACUACCACGACAAUAAAUCUUGGAGAUCUCUUGAGCGGUUUCUCAAGCAAAACUGACAAGACCUCAACCAUAUCUAGCACCUCAUCAAUUCAAACAACUACUACUGCUGGAUCCUCUUCAACUACUACAAAUGAAGCACCAAAGAAAGAAGAGCCUAUCGAGAAUGAGGUCACAAAAGAGCAUGAGGAGUCAACAACAACAUCGACAACAUCAAAAGUCACCACUACAGAACUCAAGGAAUCUUCAACUGCAACAACUAGUGUGACGGAAGAUUCCACUGUGACAUCAACCGCUGUCAAACAAGAAGACACGUCUACCACUGUGAGCAAGACGAGCCCUUCUUCCAACGAGCCUGAGACAACAACGGAAAAAGAAACCCCUGCAACAACUACUGAUGCUGAUACCGAGGCAACUGUCUCAACCACCUCCGAUGACUCUGAAACUUCUAAAGAUCCUUCUGAUGACUUUGAAGAGACUAGUGAAAGCACAACACUCUCGGAAACAUCCGAAUCGUCCUGGUCUACUGAAAGCUUCACAACUCCUCUGAUCAAUCUGAUCAGUAGUUUGACUGGCUCCACUGUGACCUCUUCAUCCCCUAAAACAACUGAAGUUUCGAUGGAUUCUGAUGAAACUGAAUCUCCGAAGUCUUCUGGAAUGACAGCUGGUUCAACAAGUUCCGGAAGUGAAAGCCAAUCAACAGAUCCUGCUACAUUGACCACAUCUGGAACUCAUAAAACAGGAACAACUUCAAGUUCCACUGUGUCCUCUUCGUCUUCAAAAACAACUGAAGUGCCGAUGGAAUCUGAAGGAACGGAAAGUUCUGCGUCCUCAGGAAUGACAGCUGCUUCAACAACUCCUGAAAGUGAGAACCAAUCUGGAACUCAUGUUUCAAGCACAACGCCAAGACAAGAUUCUAGUUCAACUGUUUCCUCUUCGUCUGACAAAACGACAACGGGUUCUGACCAAACGGAACGCUCCACAUCCUCAGGAAUGUCAGCUGAUACAACAAGCUCUGACCAAUCAACAGAUCCAACCGCGAAGACCACACCCGACACUUCUGAAACCGGCUCAUUUGAGACACCGACCACUUCUGAAUCUGGCAGGACCCAUGCAACUGGAACAUCUGCUGAUGUGACGACAACGACUGACUCCUCCACACCUUCCACUCAUUCUGAAUCUGAAACUGCAAUUGGUUCCACUGGAACGACGUCGAUAGAAACCGUCACUGGACCAACCAAAUCGAUAUCAACGGAGACGCCAACAACAACAAACUCUGGUAGUGAAGCAGUCGGUUCUGGCGAACCGGACACUUCCGCAACUGAUGGAGCCACAGUAACCGGAAAAUCGACACCGUCUACUUCAACCAGUACUACUCAAGGAACUGGUACUGUCACGACUGGAAAAACGGAGGGAUCUGGAUCAACGAGCACUGCUUAUCCGAAACCGACCAUCAGCGGACAUAUCAUCGACUACACCGGGACUAUGGAAACCACUCCAACAGCGAAAACGUCUGAAUCGACCUCUGGGGCAACUGGAAAAGAUGAUUCCAGCUCCAUGGGCUCCUCCACAAAAUCCUCAAGUAACUCUACAACGACUAAACCGACUCAAGAAACUGGAUCACCAUCUGGUCAUACGACAUCUGCAAACAUAGUAACUACUGAUUCCUCCAAAACUUCCUCAACUUCAAAGAAACCGGAAACAGGAACAAGUUCUGGAGGGUCGCCAACUACUACCAAACCAUCUGGAUCUAACUCAACUAGUGGAACAAAUGGAACUACCAAAUCCUCAAGUUCGGUGAAGACGUCUACAACUGCUCCGUCAAACAAUGGAACCACAAAAGGAGCUGAAGCAAGCAAACCUGAUGGAACGAAGACGACUACAGCCAAAUCAACAAAAGCUUCGAGCACUUCUGAAAAGUCGAAAACGCCAGAUUCCCAAAAGGUGUCCACCAAGACAAACACAAACUCUCCAGUUUCUUCUUCUACUUCGGUUACCACCUCGACUACGACAUCGACUCCACCCCCAACAUCAGCCACCUGUCCGAUGCCCGACAUUGACCGACGCUUUACGAACCGACCCACCGAUGCCGAGCUGAAACCGUUUUACGCACCUGGAGAGCGAGUCAUUCAUCUCUGCAUCAAAUAUUAUAAAAUGGAGUGGGCCGGUCAACCUCUCAGAAUCUAUCAAUGUGGAGAGGAUGGGAAAUGGAUUGGAACGUUCCAGCGGUGUGUUCGUAAGUUGAGAGUUGGGAGUUUGAGCAAUGAUAGUAUUGAUUUCAGCGGAUGUGCCUUCACCAAAAAAGGAGUUGUAAGCAGGAAAGGACUCGGAUAA